AUGGCGCUUUAUAAGUCCAGAGAUCCCAUACAGCAGGCUGUAGAGACCGGCACUGGACCCACCACGAGCUCUGUAGGCUCCUCGACAUGCUCCACGAUGUCUGCCACGGCAAGUCCAACGUCGGCCCUGGCCGGAGUUGGCGGGUCACUGUAUACGACGGGUGUUGUUGAAGCAGUCUCUGGGGACAAUGAGAUCGGUGCUCCUGGCGGGCCGGUGCCGUCUGGCCCCGCCUCUGCUUCUGACUCUGCUUCUGAUUCUGCGUCUGCCACUCCUGCAACUCUGCCAAUUCCAAAAAAAUCGCGUGCGAUCAAGACCGACAGGCCCCGUCCUUUUUUAUGUGCAAUCUGCACGCGAGGGUUUGCCCGUCAAGAGCAUCUGAAGCGUCAUCAGCGGGCUCACACGAAUGAAAAACCAUAUCUGUGUGCUUUCUGUGGCCGGUGUUUUGCGCGGCGCGACCUGGUUCUUCGACACCAACAGAAAUUGCACUCUUCCGUUAUGGACGCUGGUUCCGGCUCUAGGUCUGAUUCUGCUCGGCCCGGCUCCGUGCAGAAAGGUGCUUCGCGAGAUGCCAAACAACAUUUGAAUGAAGAUCACAUCAUAACCAUCACCGGUAACAAGCAAACCAUGCUGCCGAUGCCUCACAAGAACAACAUCACACCGGUCUCGUCGGCCGCACAUAAUAGUCCCUUUGUAUCUUCCACUGCCGUGAACUCUUCUCCGUAUGCUCCGUCAGAGCACGGCGACCUGCUUGAGAAGCAGCGCAAACGCAAAAGGCAUGCUUCUUUUUCAGCUGCCAGUUCAAUUACGUAUACCCAGGCCAAAGACGCUCCUGGUAUCAUAGACAACGCGAUUCCCGAUAUUCCACACCAAGUGGGCUUCUCAACACCGCAGCUUUCAGCCCAGGAGCUGGUCGAAAAGGCACUUGAGAGCGGCGUGGACCUCGAAAUGCUGCCGUUCCCAUCUUUGUUAGAGCUUCCAGAAGCUGUUGUCGAUCAUUCGCUCAACAGGGACCAGCAUCAUUCUCUACCACCUGAAACUCUUCCACCCCAACCUUUUGAAGAAAAGGACCGACUUUCAGGCACACUGGGUCAUCAGCACAGUUCAACUCCCGAUAUUCGCUCCGCCUUUGCUACCACGACGCCGUGGCUCUCGGAUUUUCUGCAAAUAGGAUCAUCGGUCGGUGGCUCAGGAGGUUUUACAGGCUACCUUCCUACAGACUCGAGUUUAGAUUUCUUCAGCUACGACUCAUCUUCUGAGAUCCCGCAACCCGUACCUCUUGACUCAAUCCCGGAGCAUACACCCCCUUCUAGGCAAAAACCAACGGGCUCCCAUUCGGAUCGACACGAGCAUUGGCUGUCCCAGUUCAUCAAUACACAUGUCGACGGAAAUUUCAAAGUGGACGUGAAUGAUUUUAAUGAAAUUGGUUUUCCUUACUCUAACUCUGAAGGUACAACAACAAAUUCGACACCAGCCGUUAAUGCGGCCACUCCACUUUCAAAAAUGGAAGACAAGUCAAAAGUAGCUUUUAUUCCUGGUCUCAUCGAAAAAUUCGCCGACGGAAGUCUCGAGGAUCUAAACUUUAAUGCAGCGAGGAGUGCGCCAAGGCCAUCCAAGAAGUAUCACAGAAAAAGCGACUUACCCAUGUUUUUCAAAUCGCGCCAAAUUGAUUUGUUCAAAAAGAUCUUGGAGAACCAAAACGAUUUUACCUCGCCAAUGCCGGAAAAUUCUGAGCGGACGUCCAUACGCAAGAGGAAAGGAACUAGACUACAAUUUUUUACUGAGGAGUUGAGGAAUCAUAUCUUGAAAUCGAAUGAUCUGUCGGCUGAUCAAUUUCCAACUUUAACUGAGCUCAACACAUAUGUGAAUCUAUACCAGGAUGAGUUUCAUCGCUAUUUCGGCUUUAUUCACCUUCAUUCAAUCAGGCCCUCUGCUGAUAGUUACUUCUUUUUGUUGUCUAUUGCAAUGAUCGGUGCACUUUACGGUUUUCACUCAUCCCAUGCUCUGCUGUUAUUCAACAUUUGUCGAUUCCGUAUCAGAGAAUAUUUGGAAAGGACAGUUGGACAUAAUCAAAAAUCCCCACUUUGGCUCAUACAAAGCAUGGUUUUGUUGAUUUUUAUCGGCAUAUUUAACAAUGAUGUGUCUUUCACCUUGAUCAUGAACACACAAAUUAGGUCACUGAUAGAGUUGAUCAAAAUGACGCAAUUGAAUAUGCCACUGGAGACAAUCCUAACUCCGCCAAUUGACAGUGACCACAUACUUGAUUACCAAGAUAAUCCGCAUCUGUUGCAAAAAAAGAGGCAAGAAUAUGAGUCACCAGAACAAAACGAGCGCAACUACAAUUACUUUGUGCUUGCUCAAUCGAGGAUACGAACUUGUCACACAGUUUUGCUUAUAUCCAAUCUUUUCAACUCUUUAGUGGGGCUUGAUUGCUGCUUUCACUCGAUUGACUUAAAAUGUGGUAUUCCUUGUUACCGCGAAGAUCUUUAUUUCUGCGAGAGCCCUGAACAGUGGGCUAGUCUUCUACAAGGCUACCACAUUUCACUUGACUCGAAAUUCUCUCUAAUUGAACUCUCGAACGGCGGUGAGAGUUAUAAAAACUGUCUUAUUUACCUUACAAAUGGUUACCAGUUCUUUUAUGAGAAUAAAAAGGUCUCUUUUAAAACAUUACUUUCUCUAUUGAUUUCGAUCCAUGAGAAAAUUUUCAUAGAGCAGUACAAUCUGCGACAAGAGACAAAUGAACAGAUCUUAGACGUCAAGUGGCGCAUGAAUUGCCGGCCCAUCAUCGAAUCUUUGCUCAAGUAUUGGGAAGCAUUAUACCUAAAAAAUGGUGGUGUGAUUAUAGCUAACGAGGGAAAUAUUGCGUUUAUCAACUCUAAUCCCUCACUAAGGUUGAUCAUACCGCUUCUCAAUUUUGCCAAGAUACGCAAAUGUUUAACUAUCACUGACAUCAUGAAAAAAAUAUGGUUUAAAGAUUGGGAGGGAAUGAAUGAAUGCUUAGAAAAAUACCGCGAUUGGGAAGUUUUACGAGAGGCCACCGACUACGCUCUCAACAUCGUCAAGUUUUGGGUGGACACUGUCUUUAUUGUAAAAAACGCCGAAAAAACAUCUCUCCGAACUCCGAUUUUUUCCAUCACUUGCAUCUUUACCUCAAUUCUCAUUAUUGCGGAAUAUCUGAAACGUGUUGAAAUGUGGGCUGGUAAUUACCGCGAUGGACAAUCUACUGAAGUUCUCAAAGCUGUGGACAGAACGCUGUGGCUAAAAUCAGAGACUAUAUUGAAAAAAAUAGAAGAGCACCUUCUGCCCAAAGGAUAUAACAUGCAAUCAUAUGCGGAAUUUCUGAGACUACAAGCAAAUGGGGCCCUUGACGUUGAGGCUCUAGAUGACGAUUUGGCGCGCAAAGCGAUGAGUCCGAAUACCGAUAUCGCAGAAACAGUGGACUUAAUUUUAAAGGCCAGAAUCUCGUCCCGCUCUCUUUACCUGGGAGUGCGAAUCCUAGGAGAUGCCCCCAUCUGGCCAAUCGCUUUACUAUUUGCUCAUGCCUUACAAUCCAGAGCCAUUUUCAACCUGGCCAACCAUGGGCUGUCGUCGAAGACGACGUCCGACCAAGAGAAAUGA
Molecule: messenger RNA, 3615 nt
Organism: Lachancea dasiensis
Lineage: Eukaryota; Fungi; Ascomycota; Saccharomycetes; Saccharomycetales; Saccharomycetaceae
Source: the annotation of a GenBank genome assembly